Messenger RNA from Plasmodium falciparum 3D7, 5163 nucleotides. RefSeq lists its product as uncharacterized. Bases 1 to 5163 code for a protein of 1720 amino acids. Lineage: Eukaryota; Apicomplexa; Aconoidasida; Haemosporida; Plasmodiidae. The record is from RefSeq and is a predicted model, not a curated record. The transcript is spliced from 5 exons.
AUGUGUAUAUAUUUUUUUCUUUUCCUUUUUAUAAUAACAUCAUGUAAUAAUAAUAAUAUAAAAUAUUACAAGAUAAAUGAUAAGAAAAAUGAAAAAAGAAAUAACACGUCUUAUAAUUAUAAUAAUUAUAAUAAUAAUAAUAAUAAUUCGUCGUUGAAUACUAGUGUGUCUAUAUACAUGGACAAGGAUUAUGAAUAUUUAGUACAUACUUCUGAAAAAAAUAAUAGAUUAAUAUGUGUAAAAAAAGAAUAUAAUGAUUUGAUAUAUUAUACUCAUGAUAACGAUUGUGAUCCUCAAAAUACAUUUAGCUUUUCUUUUAAUUCUACAUUUAAAUUCGAUGAUCAUUUUUAUAUGACAUAUAAAAAAAAUAAGGAAUCAUUUAUUGAAAUGAAUAUAACACCUUCGUUAGCUAUAGGUUCUUGUAUUAAUUGUUUAUUCCUUGAUGAAAUGAAUCUUCUUAGUAUAUAUGGAUAUACAUUUAUAUAUAAUAAGUCCAAUGAAUAUGAAUAUAAAAAUUAUUAUAAAAAAAUUAUUGAUUUAUAUCAUAAUAAUUCAGAAGAAUAUUCCAACGAUUCGGAUGUCGUUUGGAAUAUUCCUGUAGUAAUUAAUAUGAUAAAAGCAGAUGUGGACAAAAAAAAAAAAAAAAAAUAUAAUAAAAACAAGGGUCAUUUGGAUUCUUAUAAUUAUAAUAAGGAUCAUAAAGAUAUGGACAAAUAUAAUAAACGAAUUUAUCGUAAUAGUUUGGGGUUAGCUGCUACAACUUUUGGAGAUGUGCGAAAUGGAUUAUCAAAAGAUAAAUGGUCAGAUAGAAAUAAAAUUAUUUCAAAAGUUGAAUCUGAACCUAAUAAUAGUUAUACAAACUAUGAUGAUAUUCAUUUAUAUUAUAAUAAUUGUCAAGGAAAUAAUAACUUUCAAGGCCAUCAUAAAUGUGGAGGAAAUAUUUCCUAUCAUCAGGAAGAUAACUCUAAAGAGAAUUUACCUUUUUACUAUUACGAAAAUUCAAUACUAAAAAAAUUCUUGAAAGAAAAUAGAAUACAUUAUGCAUAUGAUGAAAUUGGUAAAGAUAAAAUUGCCAACCCUAAUAUGAGUGGGAAUUCGGACAUAUACAACAAUAGUCCUAUAAAAAUGGUUGACCGGUUUUUUAUGAACCUAAAGGUUAUGGAAGAAAAUAAAGAAGAUGAAAGAAAGGAACAUAAAAAUGAUAACAAUGAUAAUAAUGAUAAUAAUAAUGAUAAUAAUAAUGAUAAUAAUAAUAAUCAUAAUAAUAGUCAUAAUAAGGGAAACGAAAAAAGAAUAUUCGAAAAUUUAAAAAAUAUAAUAUAUAAAGAAAAUGAAUGUAAAAUAUUUAAAGAUGAUUUCAAUAAUAACCCUAAAGUGUGGACAAAUAUUCUUUUUACAAAUUCUUUUACAAACGUUAAUAUUUUAUCUCAUAUUGAUAAGUAUAAUGGAACAUAUGCUGAUUUAAAAUAUUUUUCUUUUCAUGAUACUUAUAAAAAAAAAAAGUUAAAUGAUUUUCUCAAUAUAACUUUCGAUAUAAACAAUAAAGAAUAUUUAAGAAAUAAUAAUGUAUAUAUAAUAAUAGCUAAUGAUGAAAUAAAAUAUAUGAACCAUUUAAUAUUUUGUUCUGAUAUUAUAUCUAUUGCCGAUCCACUUAUUACUUAUAUUUAUAAUUAUAAUUUAAGAAAAUCAUAUGAACAAAUAAAAAAUAAAUAUAUAUCUGAUUUUCAAGAUAAUAAAGUAUUUUUAAUUAAAGUUUUUUAUUAUGAACAACAAAUAUUAUUCUUUCUAAUAGAUUAUAUUGUAGGAAUGGACGACCCUAUGAAAUUAUCAAUCCCUUUCUUUUAUCUUGUUUCUCAAAAUUAUUUUACUUUAUAUACUCAUUUCUUUAUGAAGGACAAUUUGAUUGGAUGGAUACGUGAGAGUAAAAUAUUGUAUGUCAAGACAAUGAACAAAAUUUUUUCCUACAUAAAAGAGAGCACUUAUUAUACCAAAAAAAGUUAUGAUGCUAUUUCGAUAGAAAAUAAAAUAAUAUCCAAUAUAUAUUUACUUUAUCUAACGAAAAAUAUUUUUAAAUAUAUAAUAUUCGCCAGAUAUAAUCCAUUAAAAAAUUACUCGUUACACAAAAAUAUUAAUUUUGAUUCUGUUCUUUUAAAUAUGUUAAGUACAUUUACAAAUGAAGAGUUAUAUGAUUAUACAACAUAUUUUAAGAAAAUUACUAAAAAAGACAUGAACAAAAUUAAAGAUCAAAAAAAAAUUGAAAGAAUGGAUAUAUUUGAUAUAUUUAUUAUUCCAUCUACUAACUAUAUAAAAUUCGAAUCUAUUUUAUCCAAACUCUUUAAAGCCUUAUUUGAUUGUGGUGGGAAACAUAUAUCAAAGUUGUUAAAAAUUGCAAUACUUAGAUCACAUUAUGAUAUGUUAUAUAAUUUUAAUUGUUAUAAUUAUCAACUUUAUAGCUUUCUAACCAAUCUUCUCGAUCUUCAUGAAUAUUUUUAUGAAUAUGCAGACUUAAGCGACUUAUUUAAAGAAAGUCAAAUCAUUUUGAAAGAAUUGAUAAAGUUAACUCUUCAAGAAAUGAAUAAUCUUAUUCCCUUCAAUGAAGACAAGUAUUUGAUAAAAUAUCUCAUCAUAAUAUUAUACUUUGGAAAUGAUAUGUUUUGCCUUGAUAAAGAAAAUUCUGUGUACAUUCAAUUAAUUCAUGAAUUGAGACACCUUAAUAUUUUCCAUGCUAUAAUUUUGGCAUACCUGUCGGGAGAUAAAGUUGGUACCUUAUGUACAAGAAUUGACAUGGAGAAAGAAGACAAAUCAAUCAUAUAUAUAAAGAAGAAUAAUGUUCAUACAGAUAAAUUUAUAACAUCAUAUAAAUACGAUAAUAUUAAUUACAUUACUUAUGAUGAUGAUAACUAUUAUAUACAAUAUAAAUGUACAGGUAAUUGUAAUAAAAAUGAUUAUGCUCUUUCAUUUAUAAAAAAAUUUGAUAACAAAUAUUAUGGAGAUUUGCAUGUUACUAUAAGACAAUCAAGUGAAUAUACGCUUGGAAUAAUUUUAAUAUCCUUUAUGGCAUCUGUUGUUUUUAUUGUUGGAGAAUUACAUAAAGAUAUGAAAAGAAUAUAUGUAUAUAGAAUAUUCAAAAACAUUUUUAUAAAAAAUUAUAAUCAUAAUAUAACAAAAUAUUAUACCUUUUGGAACAGCAAAUUAUAUGCAUUUGAACAAUAUGAACCUGAAUGUAUUCUUUUAUUUAAUAAAUAUAAUUUAUAUGAAAAAUAUAAUUUACACAAAUCCUCUAUAUUGAAUUCUUUCAAAGGAUCCAAUUUAAAUCAUUUAAAGGAAUAUAAAAUCAAUCUUUUGGAUACAAAUUAUGAAAAAAGUAAUAUAAAUAAUAAUGAAGAAUUAAUCAAAUAUUUUGAUUUGAAAAAGGAAACAUGCUUAUGUAAUCGAAAUAUGAUCAAUAAAUCAAAGGGUGAUUUUGUUGUUAGUCAAUAUUUACAAAUAAGAUAUAAUUUUAUGAAUAAAAUUAAAAAAAGAAAUAAAGAUUUAUAUGAAAAAAUGUUAAAUUAUAAUUUUUUUAAUGAUCCUUUAGAUAUAUCUUAUAAAACCAAAAAAUUUCAAUAUGAAAAAUUAAUUGAUAUAUGUAAAGAUAUGAAGUUUGAUAAAAACCGUUUAUGUCUCUUUCAUAAAUCAAGAAUUAUAUUAACAUAUUUAUAUUUAUUAUCUCCUUAUCCACAAUUCAUAUUUUAUGUGAUCAGUCCGUUAGUUUUUAUUAAGCCACAAAAAUAUUGUGAUGAGUAUGAUAUACCUUUAGUACUAAAUAAUAUGUUAAAAAAUAGAAAUUUCUAUAAAAAAAAUGCACAAAUAUGUAUUAAUUAUGCUUUUGCCCACUUUAUAUCGUCUGGUGAUAAAACAACUAAUCUAGUAAUUACAGCUAAGAUAAGUGGUACUAUGGUCAACAUCAGCAAACAUAAUUUGUUAUUACUUUUACCCCUUAGUAAAAGAGUUGAUAUAUUAGAUUACUCUAAAAAUAAUGAAUAUGAUAUAAAAGAAGAAAUAUUAAAUGAAUAUUUUAUUUUAGGUAAUCCAUAUACACCUAUUAAUAUUAUUGCUUAUAGUUUUCAAGACUAUGAUAAUAUAAAAAAAAAUUCACAUAUUACUAUAUCAGGCGCUUUUAUAAAAAGAUAUGAUGAAAAAUAUGUAACGUAUAAUACUAUAACAAAAAUCUAUGAUGAAAAAACACAUUGUACAAAUAAUCAUUCCUUUGAACAUAAAGGAAUAUUAUUAUGCUUCUGUGAUAUUCUAUCCAAACAAAAAAAUGCAAAUUGUUUAUAUCCAUUUUGUGAGAAGACAAAAAAAUUUUGUUAUUUAAAUGAAGAAUGUAUAAAUGGAGAAUGUGUUUGUAUUAAGGGGUAUUCAAGAAAUCCAAUGAGUUCUAUAUGUGAGCAAAAUAACGAAUGUGUAUUAGAUCCUAACAAUACAUGCGAAAGCCCAGGAAAAUGUGUACUAGCCAAAAAUAGGUAUAUUUGUUUAUGUCCUUAUCCCUACGUAAGAAUAUUAAAUAAUUGUUUACAUCCAUUAAAGGGAAUUAAAAUAGGGUUAUAUAUUUUUAAUAAUUUUCAUAAUCAUUUCUCAAAUGACGAAGAUGACGCUUCCAAAAAGGAGAGGUUUUAUUCAAAUGUUUUUGGGUCCAUGUCAGACUACAUAAAGGAAGCAAUAAAUGACAUUACUAAACACGACUUAAAAUUAAGAGUUCACGUCAAACCCAUAAAAAAAUUGAAAAACGCUAUAAAGGCAACAGUAAUAAUUAACCAAAGAAAUAAUCCUAAUGAGCCUACACCUAUAGAAGUAUUUAACAUAUUUCUAAAUCAAUUAAGUGAUUCAACAUCAGCUUUGAAUAAUGGAUUUUUUUCUUAUUUCGCACGUUUCACAUAUAUUGAUUAUGUGGAAUCGUUUUCCAGAAACGAGCAUAUCAUACCUUUUUACCAGAAUUAUAUAAAAUAUAUACCCAUAUUUCUCUUAAAAAUUUUCCAAGGAGAUUCAUUUAAUGAUAUAUCAUUUAUAGCUUUUGUUAAUUUUAUUAUACUCAUUGGAUUCACUUUUCUUUUACUUUCUUAUUUUGUUUAUUUAUUUGUUAAAUUGAAAUUCUUCCAAGUACAAAGGGUCAAAGCCUUUUAA